Molecule: messenger RNA, 666 nt
Organism: Cyclocybe aegerita
Lineage: Eukaryota; Fungi; Basidiomycota; Agaricomycetes; Agaricales; Hemipholiotaceae
Source: the annotation of a GenBank genome assembly
AUGAUCGGCUACAUUCUUGGCCUCAUGACCAAAGGAGAAGCUCAUGUCUGGUCAAACCAAUACAUCAAGGCCCGCACUCGUGCAGGCCGACUCUAUUUUGAUACCUACACCGUCUUUAUGCAGCUUCUCGAGGAAGCUUUCACCACCCAAGAUGCCCCCGGAGAAGCCCUGCAACAACUGAAGAAGAUACGAAUGGACAAGAAACAUGCCGAGGACCACAACACCAAGUUCAAGACACUUGUCAAACGAUCCACCCUCACAGAUCCCGUUGCCAUUGCUGACCUUUACAGAGACUCCCUCUCGAACAAGGUCCUUAGCCUGAUCAUCAAUUCCAGGAAUAUUCCAAGGAACAUCAGCGACUGGUACAACAACCUGAACACCAGCUCCUCCAAACCCUCGAACCCCGCCAAAACCUACAACUUCCAGAAAGCUGAACGAGACCCCUAUGCCAUGGAUAUCGAUGCCAUGACGGACAUCUAUCCAGGGAAUGUCCCAGCCGACCUCCUCUCAACCGAGGCCAAGGGAACUCCUGGAGACAACAGAACCAGUAUCUGCCUCGCAACGCAAACUAUCAGCCGCAAUGCCAACCCUUCGUACCCCAAUCACAACCCAACAAACCGCCCCCUUGAACGGGCAAAGACCUUUAUGCCCACAUCCGCUCCAUGA